Messenger RNA from Prunus armeniaca (apricot), 1830 nucleotides. NCBI's taxonomy places the organism in Eukaryota, Viridiplantae, Streptophyta, Magnoliopsida, Rosales, Rosaceae. The record is from the annotation of a GenBank genome assembly.
AUGACCCAACUCACCGAGGCCUACGCCUGCGUACCGUCAACGGAGCGAGGCCGUGGGAUUCUGAUCUCUGGCGAUCCCAAAUCCGACAGGCUCCUCUAUACCAAUGGCAGAUCCGUAAUUAUCAUGAAUCUUCAGAAUCCUCUCGACGUCGCCGUUUACGCCGAGCACGCCUACCCUGCCACCGUCGCCAGGUUCUCGCCCAAUGGCGAGUGGAUCGCGUCCGCCGAUGUCUCCGGCUCUGUCAGGAUUUGGGGGACCCACAACGACUUCGUUCUGAAGAACGAGUUCAAGGUCCUCUCGGGUCGGAUCGACGACCUCCAGUGGUCCCCAGACGGAAUGAGGAUCGUUGCUUCUGGUGAAGGAAAAGGAAAAUCCUUAGUUCGCGCAUUCAUGUGGGAUUCGGGCUCAACUGUGGGGGAUUUUGAUGGGCACUCGAAGCGAGUUUUAAGCUGUGCGUUUAAGCCAACAAGACCCUUUCGCAUUGUCACUUGUGGAGAGGAUUUCUUGGUCAAUUUCUACGAAGGACCGCCCUUUAAAUUCAAGCUGUCUCACAGGGAUCAUUCAAACUUUGUGAAUUGUGUGAGGUUCUCUCCAGAUGGAAGUAAGUUUAUCACUGUAAGCUCAGAUAAAAGUGGUAUUAUUUAUGAUGCAAAGACCGCGGAGAAGAUUGGAGGGUUUUCCUCUGAAGAUGGCCACAAAGGCAGUAUUUAUGCUCUUAGCUGGAGUCCUGAUGGUAAACAGGUUCUGACUGUGUCUGCUGACAAAUCAGCAAAAGUGUGGGAGAUAUCCGAGGAUAAUAAUGGGAAGGUGAAAAGAACAUUGCCUCCUCCUGGAUCAGGCGGAGUGGAUGACAUGCUAGUUGGGUGUCUAUGGCAGAAUGAUCAUCUUGUUACUGUUUCACUUGGAGGCACCAUUAGUAUAUUCUCAGCAAGUGACCUUGAUAAAGCCCCACUGUUGAUAUCUGGACACAUGAAGAAUAUUACGUCGUUAGCUGUUCUAAAUAGUGUCCCAAAAGUUAUAUUGUCUAGCAGCUAUGAUGGUCUAAUUGUUAAAUGGAUUCAAGGCGUUGGAUAUGGUGGAAAAUUACGAAGGAAGGAAAAUUCUCAAAUAAAAUGUUUAGCAGCUGUUGAAGAAGAAAUCGUUUCAUGUGGAUUUGACAAUAAGGUUUGGAGAGUUCCUGUCCACAGUGAUCAAUGUGGAGAUGCAGAGCCUAUUGAUAUUGGCAGUCAGCCAAAGGACAUAAGCCUUGCCCUUCAAUCUCCUGAACUUGCUUUGGUUUCAACUGACACAGGAGUUGUCAUGCUCCGUGGCACAAAAGUAGUGUCAACUAUUAACCUUGGGUUUACUGUGACUGCAUGUACUAUUGCACCAGAUGGAAGUGAAGCCAUCAUUGGUGGGCAGGAUGGUAAACUGCAUAUGUAUUCUAUAACGGGUGAUACACUUAAAGAAGAGGCUGUCUUAGAGAAACAUCGGGGGUCUAUUUCUGUCAUACGCUACUCUCCUGAUGUUUCAAUGUUUGCAUCUGGAGAUUUGAACCGAGAAGCUGUCAUCUGGGAUCGUGUCUCCCGAGAGGUCAAGCUUAAGAACAUGUUGUACCAUACUGCCCGGAUAAACUGCCUUGCUUGGUCUCCUGAUAGCAGCAUGGUUGCAACUGGGUCUCUUGACACGUGUGUCAUCAUAUAUGAAGUUGACAAGCCUGCAUCAAGCCGUAUAACCAUUAAGAAUGCUCACUUGGGUGGGGUGUACGGCUUAGCUUUCACGGAUGAGCACACUGUGGUAAGCUCUGGCGAGGAUGCAUUUGUUCGUGCUUGGAGGUUGACUCCGCAAUGA